AUGAUGGAAGGGCAGCAGCAGGCCAAGACGGUGAAACGGCCACGGCCCGUCAAGAGCUGCAACUCAUGCCGCCAGCGCAAGCUACGCUGCGACCGCACAUGUCCGUGCUCGCAGUGUGUCAAGUCCAAUCGGCCUUGCAAAUACGCCAAUGACCAGGACGUCGGCGGCAAUGCGAGCUACUCCGAUGGCGGCAGCGAUGUCGAGGCCAGCAGUCCUCGCCCAGCCAAGCGUGUCCACCGCGUUGCCCCACCGCAGUACCUCCCUGAUGCUGGACUGCCGUCACAUGCGCAUGUGCAGAACGGUCAGGAGCAUCGGUCGGCAAGCGCAUCGUCGUCAUUGCUGGACGUUUUCGGGGCGCGACUGGAGCGCCUGGAGAGACUCGUUCUUUCAAAAGGCAGCCCUGGUGCCGCAGAAUGGGGCCCAUCAUCAAGAACCCAUCACGAUGCGGGAUUCACCUCGGUAGCUGGGUCUCCGGGCAAGAUCCGUGGUCUCAGUGUGAAGGGGAACCUGCGAACCCGUCUCUUUGGCCAAAAUAGUACGCGCGUGUUGCUGAAUCUGUUUGAUGAGGCUAGAGACUUCAUUCUCAACUCGUCCAAUAAUGAGAACCUCAGGGAGCUCUUCGUUCAGCUUCAGAGCAUUUAUAGGGCAAUGCAGGAGGAGCAUCGCAAGGCACUUUCGCCCAUUACUGUCUUCAUAGACUCCAUGGUUCCUGUCCAAAAGCGCAUGGCGGAUAUCCUCCCGAAGAAAGUGGCCUGUGACCGCCUGAUCGAAGCGUACAUUGGCGCGUCUGAAGGCUUAUACCGCAUCAUCCAUAUCCCUUCCUUCCGUGCCGAAUAUGAUCAAUUCUGGCAGACAAAUCGGCCCAGCGAUGGUUUUCUCCCACGGCUGUUGUGCAUGCUCUCCAUUGGCGCGCGUUUCGAGACCGACUCGCGCGGCCUCAGUCAUGAUAGGUCUGAUGGCGUACAUCUUCCUACUGCUUGCGCGCUCGUCAGAACCUAUCUCGACAGCCUGCGCGGCAAGCAGCUGGUCGACAUCAACACACUACAGUCAGAGGUCUUACUCCUUCAUGCACAGCGGAUGGUCUCAACACGGCAGCAAGAAUCAUGGACACAGCUUGGCCUAAUUGUCCGGAUGGCUAUGACAAUGGGUCUCCACCGCGAUCCGUCCGAGUUCCCCCAGAUCAGGCCGUUCUUUGCUGAGACUCGUCGUCGGCUGUGGUAUACCAUUGCAGAUAUGGAUCUUCAUGUCGCCCUAGCCUGCAACCUUCCCUGCGCGAUCCGAGAUGGCGAGUACACUUGUCGUCCACCAAGCAACCUGGACGAUGAUGACAUCCAUCCAGACAUGACGAGGCUUCCAGAGCCGAAACCCAUUGACCAAUACACCAACACGCAACUGCAAGCCUACGCCGCGCGAACACUUCCCUACCGCAUCCGCGUUUCUACCAUCAUCAACCGCCUCGAUAGUCUGCGCGACUUCCAAGAAGUCCUCGACUGCGGCGCACAACUCGAACGCAUCCUUGAUGAUAUCCACUGCUUAUUCCCACGCAACCAUGCACUUGAUCCUCGCGGAAAGUUCAAAGAGUGGCGCAUGCGUGCGCUACUAGAUAUGCAUGUGCGCCGACCACUGCUUGCACUGUACCGCCCGUUUGCACUAAGCACAGUCGAUUGUCCGGCUCACAUUAGUACGAGCUAUCUCAAGUCUAGCAUGACAAUGCUCACCUACAUGGACGAGCUAGAUCCACGUAUGCCAGGCUUUGUGGAUGUCAGCCAUAUGUAUAAUGUCGUCUUGAAACACGAUAUCAUGCAGGCAGCGUUUAGCGUCUGCUACUACAUCAAAUCUGCCCGCGAGAGUCAAGCGUCUGGCAUGAAUGGUUAUUUGGGCAGUCCUGAGGUUAUUGAAAUGCCUUUCGUCAACGCACUGGAUCCUCGAACGAUAUGGAGCACGCUGGGCAUGACGAAGACGGUCGAGAAGACACUUGAUGCUCUGAUUGGUCUAGUAAAAGACUCCAGUUGCGAUAUGAAGGACGUAGUAGUUCUGUCCGUCGUGCUAAAUUCUGUGAAAGCGGUCCCGACUGAACAGAGGCUAGAGACCAUCAAAGGCGGUGUGAGGAGGGUGAUAGAUGCUUGUCUGCAAGCACUGAAUACAAGCUCUGAGGCAAUGUCCUCGAUGACGGUGAGAUAG
Molecule: messenger RNA, 2181 nt
Organism: Phaeoacremonium minimum UCRPA7
Lineage: Eukaryota; Fungi; Ascomycota; Sordariomycetes; Togniniales; Togniniaceae
Product: putative zn2cys6 transcription factor protein
Exons: 1
Coding region: 1-2181 (726 amino acids)
Biological process (GO): DNA-templated transcription; regulation of transcription by RNA polymerase II
Cellular component (GO): nucleus
Molecular function (GO): DNA-binding transcription activator activity, RNA polymerase II-specific; zinc ion binding; RNA polymerase II cis-regulatory region sequence-specific DNA binding
Source: RefSeq, a predicted model, not a curated record